Molecule: messenger RNA, 1630 nt
Organism: Corvus hawaiiensis (hawaiian crow)
Lineage: Eukaryota; Metazoa; Chordata; Aves; Passeriformes; Corvidae
Gene: TIPIN
Product: TIMELESS interacting protein
Exons: 8
Coding region: 229-1053 (274 amino acids)
Biological process (GO): DNA damage response; replication fork arrest; replication fork processing
Cellular component (GO): replication fork protection complex; nucleus
Molecular function (GO): DNA binding
Source: RefSeq, a predicted model, not a curated record
ACGGGGGUGGCUCCGGCCCCUCAGCCCGCCCCGCGCUCCCGCACGGCCGGAGCCGCUCGGAGCCGCCCGAGAAAGGGCUCUCGAAAGAGUGCUCUUGCUGGUAUCGGCUCAGCCCAGCCCCGCUCCGGACGAGGUCUCUGGAAUUAGCUUCACUUGAGGAGCCGGAAAAGGGGAAUCCUCCUCCAGGCGGUGUUUCGAAGUGGGAGGGCAAAAAAGGCUUCUGUGGCAAUGAUAGAUCCUUUAGAGAACAACUUGUUUGAUCUUCCUGAUUAUGAUAACACUGAAGAUGAAACGUUCCCACCUCUUCCACCUCCUGCCUCUCCGGGAAGAGACGAUGCUGAAUGGGCUCAAGCUAAUGGAGAUGGAAACCAGCAGUCCCAAACAAAGGAUUCUGCUGUGACCACACAGAAAGCAGUUAAAAGACCAAGGCCUAGAUUAGAUGCCCAAAGGUUAAUUUCAGAAAGAGGGCUCCCAGCCCUGAGACACAUGUUUGACAACGUGAAGUUCAAGGGUAAAGGGCACGAGGCAGAGGACCUGAAGACACUGAUACAACAUAUGGAGCAUUGGGCUCACAGACUGUUCCCAAAACUGCAGUUUGAGGAUUUUAUUGACAGAGUGGAGUCUUUGGGAAACAAAAAGGAAGUUCAGACCUGCCUAAAGCGGAUUAGACUUGAUCUUCCUAUUUUACAUGAAGACUUCAAAAAUAAUGAAGAAGGAGAAGGGGAAAGCAAUGGACUGGAUCCAGCUGCUGAAGAUGCACAUUCCCGCUCUGGAAAUGCAGAAGAACUGAAUUCCCUGCCUGGUACAACUCUGACGGAGGAGCAGCAGGAGCGGAUGAAGAAGAACCGGCAGCUGGCCCUGGAGCGGAGGCAGGCGCGGCUGCAGGGCCACAGCCAGUCCCAGCACCAGGAGCUCCCCAGUAGUUACUCAGAAGAGGAGUUUGACAGCCCAGUUAUUCAGGAUCCCACUGACCUUAUUGAAGACACUCAGGUUCCUGCAGCCAAGGAUGCUCCCACAGAUGAAGAACUGGAAUGUGCCAGGGAAGAGCAGUAACUUCCCCACACUGUGAAUGCCUUUCUUGACCAAAAGACCCUCCUGCUUUAAGUACUGUCAUUAUACUGAAAUGUUGCUGGCUCUUGGCACUCCAGAAGCUUCAGGGAAGUCUUUCCCAUGGCAUCACUGCAGGACAGAACUCUUCCCUGGAAGCUGCAGAGGAGCAGUUCCGUACACCAGCAAACAGAACAAAGUUCUUCAGUUGCACUUGAGCCUUCUUUUCCACCUCCCAAAAUGGUUUUUUUAGGAAAUGUUUAUGAGUUUUUGGACCUACUUUGAAUAUAGUUUAUAAUUUAUGUCAAACUGAAUUAACUGGGAUGUUGAUGGAUUAAGUUGCUAUUAAAGUUGUGGGUUUGGGGUUUUUUUAACAGGGAUACUGGAUUUUUUUUAAACUGCUUAUCCAUUACUUAUAUAUUUUUCUUAUAAAAUGGAAGCUAUUAAAUUUCAGAAGUCAAACCUGAAAUUCUUGUAUGAGGCUCUUACAAGGCCAGGCCUCCCACACUUCCCCAUCCCUUGGGUCAGACAUCUCUCCCCAGACAAGUACCUCCCCUCAGGGAACAAGACUGUCCUUACCUGA